AUGCGGUCCUUUAACUCCAAGUAUCAUCCUUCCAGCAUAGUCCAAAUGGCAGUAUUCGAGGAGAUUGGCAGACAGGCUGCAGAGAUGGAAAAGCAUCCAGGACAGCACUACUGGGAGUUGUGGCUCGAUGGUGUCGACCUGGGACCUGACUUCAAGCCAGACAUUCGACCUCGACAAAAGCGACAAGCCUUUCUCAACGCAGAGAAGAAUAUGGGGUAUCGAGUCCACAAGAAUAAGAGAACGAAGACCAGAGGUGAAGAGAGGAAGAAGCGUUCCAUGUCCACUGAAGAAGCUGUGUUCUGGGCAGUCAUCGAACCAGACCAUGGUGACUUUGCUGAAGAGUUCAUCAAGGCAACAAGAACUUCCUUCGAGAAGCGAACUAGGAGAGAGCAUGAGGUCAUCAACAUCUACUGGCGGUCGGGCCUCUCCCUCGAUCCGGUAUUGAACUUCGAGAAUUCGGAGGUGACACAAACGUAG
This is a messenger RNA of Cadophora gregata, 477 nucleotides long. RefSeq lists its product as uncharacterized. The transcript has a single exon. Bases 1 to 477 code for a protein of 158 amino acids. The record is from RefSeq and is a predicted model, not a curated record. Lineage: Eukaryota; Fungi; Ascomycota; Leotiomycetes; Helotiales; Ploettnerulaceae.